AUGAAGAUGACAGUGGACAUUUUGAAGGUACUAUUUUUCCUGAAUCUAGUCAAUUUCCAAUGGGUGUCAGGGUACUACCCUGUUGUUAUAAUACAUGGGGUGCUCACAGGUAGCGAUAGCAUGGAGGUCAUCAGCAAUCGCAUACAGGAGAUGCAUCCUGGAACGGAGGUUUAUAACACCCCGCGAUACGCGGGGUGGAGCAGCUUAGAGCCCAUGUGGCGGCAGAUCGAGGAAAUUGGCGAGGAUGUGAUGGCUAUUGCAGCCGCAUUUCCGGAGGGUAUCAAUCUCCUCGGUUACAGCCAGGGAGGAUUGAUAGCACGAGCUAUUCUCCAGAGAUUCCCCGAUCACAACGUCAGGAACUUCAUUUCCUUGAGCUCACCACAAGCUGGAGAGUUCGGAACAAAGUUUCUGCAUUUGUUUUUCCCGGAUUUAGUAUGUGAAACAGCUUAUGAACUGUUCUACUCGAAAAUUGGACAACACACUAGUGUUGGGAAUUACUGGAAUGAUCCGUAUCAUCAGGAAUUAUAUUUCCGAUAUAGCAAAUUUCUGCCUCUUGUCAAUGGCGAGGAAAAAUCCCAGAACAGUACUCAGUUUAAAAAUGGCCUCACCAAGUUGAAUAAAAUGAUACUGAUCGGAGGUCCCGACGACGGUGUGAUAACGCCGUGGCAAAGUAGUCAAUUUGGUUAUUUCGAUAGCAACAAUACUGUUCUGGACAUGAGAGACAGAGCUAUCUACAAGACCGACGCAAUUGGCCUGAAAACACUAGAUAAGGCUAAAAAAAUGAUAACUUAUACUGUGCCGGGAAUCCCCCACUUCAUGUGGCACAAGAACGAAACCAUUGCUGAUCUUUAUAUUAUACCCUAUUUAGACUAAACCAUGAAUCCAUUAAUAGCUCAAUUCGAUCAAAAUUGUAAAUAAACAAUUUCACGGAUAAAGGAAUACAGAAUGCUUGACAUCGUAGGUAUUUCGGCUGAGAUUCGUACGAUCGGACGUUUCGCCAAAUCAUUCGCGUCAUUUUUAUAAGCGCGUAAAAGCAUUUAAUUAUUUACCACUCCACCCCCGAAGGCUAGAUACGGCUUAGAAUGGAUCUCGAAGGUCACAAGAUUACUCCGAAUCAUUUAGUGACUAAUAUGAUUUCAUUCAAUUCAAAAAAUAGUUGUUUUUAUGUACGAAUUUCAAGCUAACUAUCUACGAUCUCAGAAUUUUCGCUGUUUCUUGUACUUCCGUGGGACGAAACGAAAGACUGAUCGAUGGAAGUGCCCAUGACCAUUUGUGAUCAAAUCUUUGAAUUUUGUACUACGCAAAAAAUACCCAACUGAUGAUUCUAAACAAACAAUUAGAUUUUUGUGUAAUUAAAGAAUAAAUUACGUGAAAUCUUCA
Molecule: messenger RNA, 1380 nt
Organism: Diachasmimorpha longicaudata
Lineage: Eukaryota; Metazoa; Arthropoda; Insecta; Hymenoptera; Braconidae
Gene: Ppt2
Product: lysosomal thioesterase PPT2 homolog
Exons: 4
Coding region: 1-873 (290 amino acids)
Cellular component (GO): lysosome
Molecular function (GO): thiolester hydrolase activity
Source: RefSeq, a predicted model, not a curated record